CUCUCUCUCUCUCUCUCUCUCUCUCUCUCUAGGUAGCUACUAGCAGCUGCAACCAGCAAUCCCAGCCUUCUCUCUCUAUAAUAGUUCCCCAUCUCCCUCCCAUCCACACCUCUUCCCCUUCUUCUAUCUUCAGCUCCACUCCAGCACCAGCCCAACCCUCCACCUCCACUCCACCAUGGGAGACCCCUACACCAAUUUUCUCAGAGGCUACUACUCCCACUUCCCUCCCUCCAACGCUCCCCCGGUCACCUCCUUCCCCAGCAGCUACGCCUCCUCCUACCUCCACCACCCGCCUCCCCCGCCGUCCCCUCCCAUCAGGGAAGCCCUCCCCCUCCUCAGCAACCUCACGCCGUCGUCGUCGUCAGCAACCAACCACCACCACCACCACGGCGGCGGCGACGUCCAGGAUCACAAGGACUGCUGCAAGCGCGCCACCUCGUGCAGCGACGACCAAGAGGCGGCCGAUCAGGCCGCCGCCGGGGAGGUCACGGUGGCCUUGCACAUCGGCCUGCCCAGCCCCAGCCCCUCCGAUUCGGCGGCGGACGGUGGCGACAGCCAGGAGCCAGCUGCAGCGGAAGGGAGGAGCCAGCUGCAGCAGCAAGAAGGAGGAGGAGGAGAAGAAGAAGAGGAGGAGGAAGGGGAGGAGGACGCCGCCAUGGCGGUGGGCUGCGCGUCCAUCGGGAUCGGGAGGCUGACGAAAGGGCAGUACUGGAUCCCCACCCCGUCGCAGAUCCUCAUUGGGCCCACCCAGUUCUCCUGCCCCGUCUGCUACAAGACCUUCAACCGAUACAACAACAUGCAGAUGCACAUGUGGGGCCACGGGUCGCAGUACCGCAAGGGCCCGGAGUCGCUGCGGGGCACGCAGCCGACGGCGAUGCUGCGGCUGCCGUGCUACUGCUGCGCGGCGGGGUGCCGGAACAACAUCGACCACCCGCGGGCGCGGCCGCUCAAGGACUUCCGCACGCUGCAGACGCACUACCGCCGGAAGCACGGCAUCAAGCCCUUCAUGUGCCGCAAGUGCGGCAAGGCCUUCGCCGUGCGCGGCGACUGGCGCACCCACGAGAAGAACUGCGGCAAGCUCUGGUACUGCGCCUGCGGCUCCGACUUCAAGCACAAGCGCUCCCUCAAGGACCACAUCCGCGCCUUCGGCAGGGGACACGCCGCCUGCGGCAUCGACUGCUUCGACGACCUCGACGACGACGACCGCGACCCGUCCUCCGAGGUCGACCACGCCGCGGCGGCGGCCGCCAACAAUACCACUACUACUACAUCGUCCGCCGCCGCCGCCAAUGCUCAAGCUCAACAUCAUCACCACCACAGCGUGUGGAAGCCGCCGCCGCCGCCGCCACUGUCGUCGUCGAGCAGAGGCUCCGGCGACCCACUGCUAUAGAUCAACCAUGCACCAGGGUGAGUACGUACGGUACGCGGUACUACAGCAUGCAAUCUGUAGCAAGCCAAAUGCAAACGUAUUUAUACUUGUGCGUGUGUUGUGUGUGAAACCAUGCAUCAUCCAUGUGAGUCUUGAGGUGUUGCCGAAGAGAUCGAUUCGAGAGCUGAUGAUCGAUUUAGUGCAAGAUAUAUACUACUACUCCGUAGCACGUACGCAGGGGUUCCAUUAAUCGAUGAACGAACGUAUACAUAAGCAUGCAGGAAGGGUUUGUUGUGUAUGCAUGGUCAAUACUAUAAAGGAUCUAAUUGUACGACGUCUGAUGAGUAGCCCGUAGCCUAGCUAGCUAGCUUCAUUGUAUGUGUGUAGACUCUUUGAUCCAUCUCUGGUAUAUAUAUGGUGAACGGUGCACAUAUACAGAUUGUUAAUGUUAACUUGAGAAAAUAAUCGUGCAGUGCAUCAUGCAUAUGCAUGCAAGUUGUGAAGAUAUAUACACUGUACAUAUUAAUCUUACAGACUCUGUACCUUUUUUUUAUGUGGUUAGGGUUUGUGAUUUUUCUUGUUUUGUGUUGUUAGCAUGCUAAUUUAUUCUUUUUAAAGAGUGUUGUAUGAUGGUUUGAUAAUGAUGAUUGGGGAUAAUACAUUUUGGGUUCUGGAAUA
Molecule: messenger RNA, 2047 nt
Organism: Sorghum bicolor (sorghum)
Lineage: Eukaryota; Viridiplantae; Streptophyta; Magnoliopsida; Poales; Poaceae
Product: zinc finger protein WIP2
Exons: 2
Coding region: 176-1390 (404 amino acids)
Biological process (GO): regulation of gene expression; anatomical structure development
Cellular component (GO): nucleus
Molecular function (GO): DNA-binding transcription factor activity
Source: RefSeq, a predicted model, not a curated record